CUCCCUGUGUGUGUGAGGAAGCUGUCGGUUUCUGCAUCUUGGGAUGCGCUCUCUGCGGGACAGCGAGGAUGAGGCUGAAGAAGAAGAGGAGGAAGCGGGAUGGUUGUGCAGAGCUGAGAGCCCGAGCAGUGGCCGCCCGGCAGUACCAUGUUCCAAGACUCUGGGGAGAUCAGGCAACAGUCCAAGCAGAGUUAUUGUGCACAUAGACAUGGAUUGCUUCUACGCACAGGUAGAAAUGAUCCGGAACCCAGAACUGAGGAAUAAACCUUUAGGUAUUCAGCAGAAAUAUAUUGUGGUCACAUGCAAUUAUGAAGCGAGAAAGUUCGGGGUAACAAAGCUGAUGCUGAUUAAAGACGCCAGAGAGAAGUGCCCGCAGUUAGUCCUGGUUAGCGGGGAAGAUUUGACUCCGUACAGAGAAAUGUCUUACAAAGCUACUGAACUGCUGGAGGAGUUUAGCCCCAAGGUUGAACGACUUGGCUUUGAUGAAAACUACAUUGAUGUGACUGAGCUGGUGGAUAAGAAGUUACAGGAGGAUCGAGAGACGCCAGAGGUUCUUGUAUGUGGCCAUGUGUACAAUGAUCAAAAGUUGAAUGUAAAUGACUGGGCUCACACAAGGAUCGCUGCAGGCUCUCACAUCGCUUCUGACAUCCGAGCAGCGCUGUACAACAGACUGGGUCUCACUGGGUGCGCAGGUAUCGCCUCCAAUAAGCUUUUGGCCAAAUUGGUUUCCGGGACACACAAACCCAACCAACAAACUGCUCUGCUCCACGACAGCCAAAGUCACCUGAUCAACAGUCUGGAUCAUGUCAAGAGAAUCCCAGGGAUUGGCUGCAAAACCAAUAAGCGCCUUGAAUCCCUCGGCCUGAGCAGAAUAAGCGACUUGCAGGCCUGCCCCGUUACAUUGCUAGAAAAAGAGUUCGGUAGUUCGGCCGCUCACCGACUCCAGAUGCUGAGCCACGGAGAAGAUGAUUCACCUGUGGCCCCAUCUGGGCCACCCCAGUCCAUAAGUGAUGAAGAUUCCUUCAAAAAAUGUUCCACUGUGAGUGAAGUGAAGAUGAAAAUGGAGGAAAGACUGAAGAAUCUGUUAAUCAGGAUUGCCAAGGAUGGAAGGAGCCCCCACACGCUGCGGCUCACCAUACGCCAGUUCUCUCCGACCAACAAGUGGUUCAAUCGAGAAAGCCGUCAGUGCCCUAUUCCGCCCCAUAUAAUCCAGAAUAUUGGCACAGCAGAGUGUGAGGCCGUCCCUGCUCUGAUGGAUUUACUAAUGAGGCUGUUCGAGAAGAUGAUCAAUGUGAAGUUGCCAUUUCAUCUGACUCUACUCAACGUCUGCUUCUCCAACCUGAAGGCCUCCAACUCCUCCCGCAGGUCCAUCGGAUUUUAUUUAACACAAAAGGCAGCGUCAGCAGCAGCGAGCCCGUGUAAAGGAUCCGCGGGAGUUGAAGAACACAAGUCACACAGUUUCCCCCAUGUGGAGAAUUGUCCAGCCUCUCAUACAGCGGCACGAAGUAUAGGCCAGCUCACCACUUGUGUACCCACCAAUCAUGAUGAUGCACACUCGGCAUCGGAGUCCCUACCUGAGGGCAUUGACCUGGAAGUAUUCAGCCAGCUACCAGAAGAAAUAAAGCAGGAGAUCAUUGAAGGUCAGCGCUCUGCAGCAGAAGCAGAAUUGAGGAGUGCACCAAAAAGUCAGGCAACGCCUCCUAAGGGUAUACUCCAUUUCUUUUCCAGAGCUAAAGCAGCUGAUCUGCCCAGCCAGCAUGAUAAACAAUCACAGACUUCCUCGAUUAAGCCCUUGGCUUCUAUUGAGGCACCACAAGUUCCCUCGAUAAACAGCUAUUUCUUUACAAAAGGGAAGGCAGACUUUACACCUACUGGGAGAGAUGAUUCUUUGAGGGGCCCAAGGCCAGAAAGUCAUCCGUUCAGCUCAUGUUAUGAUAUUGAUCCUCACACUAAAGCAGAGCCUAUGGAUUCAUGUUCUUCCACCUCCACUUUCUCUGUGCAGAGUGCAGACGUGGAGUUUACGGGAGCUGGGGAUGAGCAGGAGAAGGUUCCCUUUCCUCACAGUGUCGAUGUAAAUGUCUUUUCCCAGUUACCGGAGGAGGUGCGAAGGGAAUUGAUUGCAGAGUGGAAACAGUUAAAACCCACCCUAAAAAUACCUGUGAGGAAACAGAGUGAGAAAGCAAAAGCCUUGAGAGGUAAAAAGACUGGGGCAUCAGCAGGAGCCGGUGGCCUACUCAAGUAUUUCAAGCCCACCUAAAGGGAUUCUGUCAUUAUUUUUAUGAUGUCGUUUUUAUUUCUAAAUUACACUGUUUACACUGUAAAUACAAUAUAAAAUUUAAUUCCUGAA
Molecule: messenger RNA, 2347 nt
Organism: Xenopus laevis (African clawed frog)
Lineage: Eukaryota; Metazoa; Chordata; Amphibia; Anura; Pipidae
Gene: poli.S
Product: polymerase (DNA directed) iota S homeolog
Exons: 10
Coding region: 44-2257 (737 amino acids)
Biological process (GO): translesion synthesis; DNA metabolic process; DNA damage response
Molecular function (GO): DNA-directed DNA polymerase activity; magnesium ion binding; damaged DNA binding
Source: RefSeq, a predicted model, not a curated record